Molecule: messenger RNA, 1476 nt
Organism: Paramecium tetraurelia
Lineage: Eukaryota; Ciliophora; Oligohymenophorea; Peniculida; Parameciidae
Exons: 4
Source: RefSeq, a predicted model, not a curated record
AUGGAUAAUUACAAAAAAUACCUCUUUGAUGAGAAGUUUCAAGAACCACUACCUCGUAAUACUUACUCAUUCUAGGCUCAAGAGAGUCAGGAAGAUUAGCCCAAUGAAUCAAAUUUUGAUGAUGAAUAUAAAAAAGAUUUUCUUCAAAACCAAAUUAAAAACAUAAGGGAGAAAUUAAUAAUGAUGGGUUUUCCCAGUUUAGGUGAUUUGUAUAGCAAUUCAAAUUCUGAAGUAGAUCUUACUGUAAAAGUAUUGAUUGCUGUAAUUAAAUAAAGAAGGGAGGAUAUGGAUUUCAAGAACACUUAUCAUGAAAAAAUUAAUAAAAUAGAAGCAGAAAAACAGUAACUCUCAUAAAAUUUUGAAAGAGCGUCAACAACUAAAAAAAUUUUGGAGUAAGAAAAUAGUACUUUAUAAGCUAAGAUAAAGAGCACAGAAAAGGUUUAAAAAGAAUAACUUAAUAAACUGAUGCAGGAAAGGGAGGAUCUGUAAAAAUAACUAUCGAAAUUAUAAAGUAGAUCAACUUAGUUUGAACAUGAAAUGAAGUAAAGGGAUUUAGAAAUUUAAAAACUUAAAGAUCAUAUUAAAAAAUAAUCGGCUUCGAAAACUUUUAAAAAUAGUUUAGAAAUGACCUAAAAUUUAGAAUAAGGAGGUCCAAGUAUUUUUGCAGCAAAUGGAGAAUAUGAAUUUAGUCAAUUAGUCAUGAAAAAGUGGGAAGAAAUCAAUAAUAAACUAUUAAGAGAAAAUGAAUAACUUAGGGAAAAUCUAGUUAAGAUUCAUAAUGAAUUAGGAGAGAUACUGUAAAUUCGAAGAGAUGUGUAUAUUAAAAGAAGGAAAAUAGAUUUUGGGGAUGAAAAUAUUCCUCCAGAAUUAGAUAACCCAUAAUAAAAUAUGCAUUAAUUCAAAAGUGAUUUGUAUAAGUCUCCUUUAGAAACUAAUGGUAAAUAAGCUAUUUAGAUGCUGUAAGAGAAUCUAUAAACAUUUAAAGAACUUAUGAAAAAGUUUGAUUAACAAUACGAACUUUAAUUGAAUGAAGAUGAAAUCGAAAUUGAGGCUGAAGGGGGUAAAGUUAAGGCUUGUAAAAACUUGACUGAAUUAUUCAAAAAUUAUAAUUAUAUCUUUGAGGCCUAGGAUAAGAUGAUAAGUUAAAUUAUUAAUAAAAGCCAAAACUUAAAAAAAAUAGAUGAAUUAAACUUUAAUUUAAAUAGAUUCAAUAGAGUAUUAGAUGAUAAAUAGAUUGACGAUGUCAAAAAAUAUCUCUAAGACCAGAAAAAGUACCUGGAUGAAUCUAAAAAUGAGAUGGAUCUUAUCAAAAAACAAUUUUAGCACUAAUUGAAAAAAAGAGAAGAAGAAAAAUAAAUCAUAUAAAUGAAAAGAUUAAUGCUUGAAGAAACCAACGAGAAAUUCAAGGAAAAUAUUAGGAUGCUAGAAAAUGCAAGUAGAUAAGCUUUACAAUAACUUAAUUAAGAUAUUAAUUGA